AUGUCAAGAUCAGGUAAUAAUGAGGACUUCAGGUUCUUCAACCCCACCGAAGGAGAACCACUUUCACAAUCACAGCGCUACGAUAUCCAUCCGAUGGAGCUUGUUGUUCAAUCACUCGUCGGUGGUCCAUUAGAGGCUUUAUCAAACCACUUGCAAACACUACAUGAAUCACAAGUUGUAUUGAUCGCCAGACUCAAGAUAAUGGAAGAAAGUAUGUACACUGAUUAUUCAAAAGAAUUUUGGGAGGUUAAAGGCUAA
Hansenula ciferrii is the source of this 258-nucleotide messenger RNA. RefSeq lists its product as uncharacterized. Bases 1 to 258 code for a protein of 85 amino acids. The transcript has a single exon. The record is from RefSeq and is a predicted model, not a curated record. Lineage: Eukaryota; Fungi; Ascomycota; Saccharomycetes; Phaffomycetales; Wickerhamomycetaceae.